Liolophura sinensis is the source of this 9291-nucleotide messenger RNA. RefSeq names its product receptor-type tyrosine-protein phosphatase C-like. The record is from RefSeq and is a predicted model, not a curated record. The transcript is spliced from 11 exons. Gene Ontology annotation, molecular function: protein tyrosine phosphatase activity. The coding region runs from base 1674 to 2657 and encodes 327 amino acids. Gene Ontology annotation, biological process: protein dephosphorylation. NCBI's taxonomy places the organism in Eukaryota, Metazoa, Mollusca, Polyplacophora, Chitonida, Chitonidae.
GUAACCCUCCGCAAAACAUUUAAUGCGGGUAAUCUUUUAAUGAAAUAUGAAAAACUUCAGUCAUAUAAACACUUUCACACCCAUACGAGGUGGUGUUGGAAGAUUCCAGCAAAUUUAUUCUAAAUAGUGCGCAACCUGCAACGUCAUGAACACCAGGCAAAACCAUUGAUUCUAGACAAAAGGGGUACUAGUCUACAUAGCUACUGAUUUCUGCUCGAAUGAGUAUCAAACUGAUGGGAAAUGCGGUCAAGUGUUGUGAACGGUGAUUUAUCUUUCUAUGACAUAAUUGUUGUCACCGGGAAUAGGCGGAUAGCAUGCCAGUACAGCGCAAUGACCCAGGAACCUCCCACGAAUAUGAUCGCUUUAAGUUCAAGUGCAGCUUGUGCUGGCUUCCUCUCUGGCCAUACAUGGGAAGGCCUGCCAGCAACCUGUGGAUUGUUGUGGGUUUCCCUCAGGCUCUGCCCAGUUUCCUCCAACCAUAAUGCUGGCCGCAGUUGUAUAAGUGGAGUAUUCUUGAGUAAGGCAUAAAACACCAAUAGAUAAAAUCAAAUCACCAGGAAUGAAAUACAAAGUCGCAAAUCAUCCCUUAUAAACUGAUUGCAUAUAUUUAACCCUUUUGCGAUAUCUUUCGUUGAGGAUAGAAUGAAAUUAACAAGGCCUCGAGAAGUUGUUCUGUUACACCUGGCAUGUGGUAUUUCUCUCCGUUCAUUUUUGUCAGAGAAACAAAAUCUUAUUUUAUAAUUGACUUGUCAGUUCUCUUCUCUUCCGAAUAAAACAUGACAUUUAUAGUCUUUGAUCGCCUUUCUUAUAUGUAAUACAGAAAUGGUGGAGGGUUAUAGAAUUGUCAGCUAGAAGUACAUGUAUCUAGUAAACAUUAGUGGCAUACUUUGGGCAUUCUGGGUUUACAUGACAGGUGAGAGCCGUCAAUUUAAUGACAAAUUAAUGAGCAUGGCCUUAAACACCAAUCAAGUGAAUUUGAAAAAAAUAAAUAUUUGACUUGGAUUAUCAUCAGAUGGUUUUGUCUUGUUCAGCAACUACUUCAGGAUCCAGUGCAACUACUUCAGAAUCCAGUACAACUACUUCAGGAUCCAGUUCAACUACUUCAGGACCCAGUACAACUACUGGCGGUCCAACUGAUAAAGAAAUUGGCCUUAUUGUUGGACUUCUCAUAGCUGCCACCCUGAUUAUUGCAUUCCUUUGCUUUGUCUCGGUGCGUUACUGGAUAACUGGAUCUUUCAAAAAGAUAUGUGUCUUUGGAGAUAGGCCCGAAUAUCAGCCUCAAAAGAAACCUCAUCAACCUCAGCAGCCCCAGCCUGUACAGGAAGAUAUUACCAACUAUCCUCGUUCUUUUCCAAUAAAGUUGAAUGAGCUACCUGACAAGUACAUUGAAUUAUCCUCCAACUCUGGUCUGCCAUUCAGACAUCAGUACAUGAUGCUGACCAGACUGAGUCCUCGGCACCCACAAACUGCUGCUCAACACCCGGAAAAACCAUUUCAAAAACAGAUACACAGAUAUAUCACCCUUUGACCAUAACCGUGUGCAUCUGAACAAGCUAGAGGAUGAUGAAUUCUCGGACUACAUUAAUGCCAGCUAUGUGCCGGGUUAUCGCUUCGCUAAGGAGUACAUUACCUGUCAGGGUCCCACGGAAGAUUCUGUCAACGACCAUUGGAGAAUGAUCUGGGAACAGAAUGUCAGAGUCAUCAUCAUGGUAACCAAAUGCCAAGAGGGAGAGUUCAUUAAAAGGGAGAAGUGUCACCAGUACUGGCCAGACAAGGACUCUGUCCCCGUACAAUAUGGCAGUAUUACUGUGGGUCUCCUGUCAUCAGAGAAGUACUGCCGGGAUAACUUCAAGAUGCGCAAACUGGAUGUCCGAAAUGGUGUGGAAACGCGUAUUGUGUACCACUUCCAGUACCUGCGCUGGCCUGACAAGCAGAACCCUGAGGACCCUGAAGGAUUGCUGGAGUACAGGGAGGCCAUCCGAGACACCAUGAUGCAGUUUGAGGAUGGUCCUGUCGUGGUUCACUGCAGUGCUGGAGUGGGUCGUUCUGGGACGUACAUCGCCGUUGAUACCUUGUUACAGCGCAUGGAGGACCAUGAUACCGUGGAUAUCUUUGGAUUGAUCCUGAAACUGCGUAACUACAGAGUUUACAUGGUGCAGACUGAAGGACAGUAUAUGUUUGUACACCAAUGUCUGCUUCUGGCUAUGGAUAACAAGAAAAAACAGGAAGUGGAUGCUGGACAUGUCUAUGCUAACAGUGUUCCUGAAGAAGACUUCAACCCUUAUGAAAACAUUCCACUAGCUAAAAGGUCAAAAGAUGGAGAGCAGAAGACUCUGUUCUCCUCUGGCAGCAGGAAGAGGAAAUCCAAGGUCGUGGGCAGUAAAUACAUAGAAAAGGAUUAUGAGAAUAUUGCCAUGAUAGAGGAUAAGAGGAAAAGCCCACCCCCGAUUCCCACAAAACCAGAAUCACCCAAAGAACCAGGACAGUACAAUAAAGGAAUGACAUCCUCUCGAGAGUUUCUCUAUGAAAAUGGAAAUGUGAAUGAUGGCAAGAAUGAUGUAAAAGAAUCUUCUGAGAAUGAGGACUCAUACAAGGGGAAUAACCCUAGCUCUGAAGUUGCCUCAGAUGAAUCUAUUGUUCUGGUUGAAGAUAAAUAAAGUGUAUCAUGAUUUUUGUGAUUUGUUAAACAAAACACACCUGGAAAACAUUCAUCUCAUCCUGAAAUAUGCCUGGAUGGUUUUCAUGAGCUUCUCAUCUAGUGAUGAUGCCUGGAGUGUACAAGAAUGGAACUGCUGAUCAUUUUGUUGUUAAGGUGUUUCAUUCAAACUUCGUGCGAUCUUCAAAGGGUAUUGGAGUUUUAUGUACCACUUUCUAUCAAGAAAGUAUGUUUUGUUUCAGAAACUACAUAUAUUUGUUAGGUUAUCUUGAUAUUUUAUAAAUUUGCAUUGUAUGUGUACACAGAAAAUUGUAUGCCACUCUCUAAGCAGUUCUAAAUGCUAGCUGGUUUUCUUUUCAGCUUGUUUGAGAAUGUUCAGGUGUAGCCACAUUCAGUAGUCAAACUACUGUACCUGUAUGCCCUGAAAACAUCUGUAUGUCACUGGAGUCUGUGCCCAAUAUCCAUUAUGUGGUUAUAAUUAAAGGGCAACAAAGGAACUUAAAGCUGGCACUUUGGAGUGGAGUUGGGAGGCAGCAUCAUUUUUAAACUCAUGAGGUGGCACUAAUGUUAUGAGGACCUCAAGUUGUUUUCAUGUUAACAAAUUACAGGGUACAAAUUUUCACUGUACUGUUGUAUCAUCGCUAAUGUGAGGUCAUUAGUAAGAAAGGAAGGUUUGACAUCCAUAAAAUGGUGUCAGUGUCCCAUAUGCAGCCGGGGCCUAUGAUGGAGACAGUUCUAUUGCUUUCAUUGUGUUGAACAACUCUGUCUCUUGUAGACUGGAAUUUCUCUUGACAGCAGUAAAGGCCACAUUGGUAAGUAAACAGUAAUGAUUGUGAUAGUGGCAUAUUGGCUGCCAUGUAUUAAUGAUUCACAUAUGCAAUGCAUAUGUACCUUACCAGAGGUUACCAUAUUUGUAGAGGAAGAAUGAUUCCUAAAUUUUGAUUUCAUGAGAAACCAACCGUGUUCCAAAGGUGAACAGAAUAUUUUUCCAAAUGUGUGAUACAAUUGUGUGAAUGGAACUUUGCACUGGAGCUGCAGCAUUGGUGUACAUGAGAGAAUGACCAUGUGUGACAGUUGGUUUAUAACAUGUCCACAGUAAUAGAGGAAAACAAGGAACAACAGAGGAAAACAAGGAGCAACAGAAGAUUUUCAGGAAAACAAAACUGAUGAACAUGCAGAACAGGAUGUUGGAAUUUGGUAAACGAGACCGACUUGAGUUAAAAGGGUUACUUUUGAUUAACGAACACAUUACAUUUCAAUCAUUUUUUUUCUCAAGAAAAAAUGUUUGAUGUAAGUGGUGCCAGACCUUAAAUUACCAUAGUUUCGCAUAGAUUUUUCUUCGCAUUGACACAUCAUACAUUUAAAAUUAAUUAAUUAUAUCCAUAUAUGUCGGGCUAAUCAGUACAGUGGGUUUUGCUAUUUUAAUGAAUGGUUAUAUAGAUAUCAGUAUAUCAGCACAUUGUCUCAAAAAACAAAAACCCGGACAAAUUGUUUAACGUACAUAUAUUACACUUGUAUGUAUUAAAAAUCAAAAAUUAGAGAAGAUUCACAGUGAUUAUAUAAUACAUAACCAAUAUCCAUUUAGUGCAGACAUUUCUCAGCUUAAGCUUCGUUCUAUAGAGCUGGUACCCACUGAGAGGAUUGCAGUGCUUUUUAAAAUGAGGAACUUCAAUUUUCUUGCCAGAUGUUCUUAUUUAGUGUUUAUUUAUGUGUUUAUAUUCUUGCUGUGCAUGUAUGUGACCUUGCUAAACCUUCCUGGGUCUGCCAGUAACCUGCGGAUGGUCGUAGGUUUCCCCCGGGCUCUGCCUGGUUUCCUCCCACCAUAAUGCUGGCCGCCGUCGUAUAAGUGAAAUAGUCUUGAGUACGGCAUAAAACACCAAUCAAAUUUCCUGACAACAGUUUUUAACUGUAGAUCUAAGCCCCAUUCUUGACAGUGGCUGAGAUCUUCAUACAUUUCAGUUACUGAUGCUCCAUAAUAAUCUCAUUUCUCACUUUUAUACUGAAUAUUUAUGUGCCGAUAUAAAGAAAAUGUGUAUAUGUAAACGUGUAAUAACCAGAUGCAGAAAUAUAUAUAUUUUUUCUAUAAUGUUAUUUGAUAAAGCUGUAUGGAAUGAUAUGUACAGAAAUGAGUGUAUUGUUGAUAUGUAUUAUGAUCCUGUCAUUUUAACUUAAAAAUUAGUGAAUGAACCAAGAUACAUGUAGUUGGCAGUAAUGAAUACUGCUGGAACAGAAGUCUUAUAAAUAUAAGUGUAGUUGUUAUAAUUGUUCUUUUUUGUUAUACUGUUCUGUCAUAUACUUUUGCUUUUCUUUUUUUGCUUCUGAGAGUUUCUGUGUUUUGUAACUUUUGGGUUUUUAUCUCUCUGUUUCGCUUCUGAUCCUUUCAGUAGCUCUCUGCUUCGUACCUAUUUUGCUCUUGAGCUUUUUAAUAAUCAUGUCUUUGUACAUACAUGUAUUGUGUCAUAUGUGCCUUUUUAUUUUGCUGCUGAUCAAGCCUGUUGAUAUUUUUUUCAUAAGGAGGGUAACAUGCUUAUAUUUAGUGCUGAAAUCCAGACUCUUGUUAUCUUAUUCUUUUGUGUUGCUGCCAUACACUUAUAUGUAUUUAAACUGUAUGAAUAUCCCACUGCAAGCUUUCCUGUAAUACACAUAAAGGCAUAGGGUGCAUAUAUAAACAAUACAAUAUUCAGUUUGUAGCUAAAAAGUGAAACGUACUUUUGUACAUCUACAAAUGUAUUAUAUUGACCCUGAUCACACCAGGGGUAAUUAUUGAAAUUUAUGUGUGGCUGACAGCAGUGUGUAGCCUCUUGCUUUAAAUAGGUAAUGUUUUGCAAAGUUUCAAAAUAGAGAUUAAUAUGAGUGUAACGGAAAUAUCGGACAGGGUUGAUGAAAAGCAGAAACCUUUGCGGAGAUAUAGCAUUUAGCCGUGAUGUUAGAAUCUGUACUAAAAGUAUUUUAAGAAGAUUCAUCAUUUUAUUUCAUCUUCUUGGCUACCAUACUGGAGGUUUUAUUUUCGUUUAUGUGCCUAUGAAGUGGUGUAAAAAAUUUUGGCUAAAUAGUACAACUAAUGUCGGAUUUUGAAAUUUGGACAUGUGCUGAUAAAAUCAUGUCUGCAUGAGUGCUUUAAACCAGACAGAAGUAAAAGCAGCACGAUAUGUUGUAUUUUUCCAAAUUCUGUUACUGAAUUAUAAUUUGUAGCCUUGUAGACAAUGUGAUUUCACAAUAUGAGAUCACUGCAUGCAGGUAAAUUGACUUUCACAUCUUCUGUACACAUUACAUUAUAACAGCAGUGACUCACAGAAAAUUCCAUUGGUGGAGAUAUCUCACCACCAGAUAUGUAUGUACUGUACUAGAUAAGUAUUAUUCUAGAACUUAGGAAAUCACUUGAAGCUGAAGUAGUGAUUGUAAUUUGACAAAGAAUCAAAAUUUCUGAGAAAUGUGAACCUAAAAAGUUGGUACAUUGAUUCGAUCUUCAAGCACCACCUGAUUUGGUGGCAUUUGUAGUCACAUCCUUAUGAAGGAGUGCUAAAUUCAGUGUCACAUUUGCCUGAUUGUACGUACGUUUAAUUCUUCAUAUACAUGGUCUGACAUUAUUAAUAACUGGAUUUCCUAUAACUAGAAUGUAAUAUCUUUUAUACCUAAAAUGGAGAACAUUUUUUUCUGAAUAAUCUGUACUAGUAGUCUCAAUAAUCAGGUCCAUGAUCUUUGGUUUAUUUUCGCAGGAAUUUGUAUUAUAAACCGGGUAAUUGUUGGCAUACAUCUUUGCUGUAGGAAAUAUGACACUGACCAAAUGGUCACCGUUGUCACUGGUUAUGUACACAUGAAUUCAGUUUCAGUUCAAAUGUAAUAAGCAGUUACAUGGAUGGUUGAGGAUCCAAAGAGUAUGAAGGAUAAAUGAAACGUGUAAUAAUUCAGAGCUGUGAAAGUUAUAGUUUGGGUCACAGUGUAACACAGGCGUCAUGAUAUUUUUAUAUUCUGCUGACAGAAGUGUUGAUUUCUGUAUAACAUUGUCACAUACUAGUAUGAACUGUAUCAAAUCUGCUUAGAGGAGAAGAUUUGGCAGUAAAACUCCAUAAGGGACGUGAAAAGAUGAUGGUUUCAAGGUUUCACAUGAACUAAUAAUUACUUUGUAUCUGUUCCUUAAACUGCAUAGAAGUUAAAAGAGAAGAUGUUUGUCAGCGGAGACAACUAGGGCAGCCAUGUGGGCCAUGCUGAACUCUACCGAGUAGCCAGCAAAGCCCAUUGUUUUGUGCAUGCUUGCCAUCCAUAUUGCUUAUAUAAGAGGAGUUUAUUCAUCACAGUGAUGUAGUUCUGUAUUUGUCACAUAUUAUUCACACUUUAAAGAAACUAAGGCUCAUGAACUUGUAAUCAAUUAACACAGAUUGAUUCUGUUACCCAGUGCUUAUCAUAAACCUCUGACGGGAGUAGGAAUUAUAGCUUAAAACAGAAAUCUACGUGAUAGCUAGGGUUGUAUUUUGUGCGAGUUGAAGAGACUGAAAGAGGAAAAAUACAGCAAAUUCUGCUUGAAUUGUUAAAAUAGACAGUUUAUGAUCAAUCGUGGGUAUAUUCUCUUUAGGAAAUGGAAAAUAUUCACGUUUCAUGAAAUGUACAUUUAUUGACCACAAAGCUAAGAUUAUCCAACUUAUUAACCCAGGAUUUAAUCAUGGCUUCUUGAGGUAACUAAAUAUAACAUUUUCUUGUUCAUGUAAGUUUGAAGUCCCAACCGUCAAUUAAGAAGGUUUCUACAUGUGUCAGUCAUAACUAAAGCCAUAAGUAAUGCAAAUACUUCAACAUUAAGCCAAACAUGAACUACUUGUUCAUUUAUACUUACAGCUAUGUCUUAAGUUGUGAACUCAUUUAUGGUAAGAUCUGCGUUCCUUUAAUAUCAUGAAAGAUAAUUACAAAUUUAAACUGCUGUCUUUAAUAAAUAGAACAUUUAACUAUUUCAAGUUGCCAUCUACUUUGUACCUGUACCUUCUGUAUUACAGUAUUGAUCGUUAUUCUAUAGUUUGUUACUGUAGCAACAAUUUGUUACUUGCUAUCCUUUGUAAUAACAUUUGUCAGAAACCUUCUUUCAUGGAUUUAGUAAUACAUGUUAAGUUGUACUUUCAGGACCAAAAGCUGCCAAGUCAUACUGUAUUUUACCCUGUUUCUGUUUUCCUUUGCUGAAUCUGCUCAAUGGCUGCUAUUAUUCAUCUGGUCUUAAACAACUCCAUAUUAGUCACUCAAUCUGUCAGCUGAUUGGUCAAUUUUUUAACAUCAUAUCCUUUAACAUGGUCCAAAUUUUUAACAUCAUCUAUUCUUCUAUUAGGUCUUCUAUUGGCAUGUUAAUUAAUACAUGAUAAAGUGUGGUGUCAAGCAAUCAUCACCAGAUUCCUUUUUUCUACUGAGAUGAAUGUCUUUUAAUCAAAGAUAGUUUUUAGCUCACCGUUACAAAGUAAGGCAAGGUAUUGUGAGUGUGGGGGGAAAGUGCUGUCAUUGUCCGAGUAAGCUAGCUUUUUUGUUUGGGUCAGGUGAGAAAGGUUUUAUGUUUGGGUCUGCUAGCCUUACAGUUUUCACGUCACUUUCAUGAAAUUUGGUGGGAAUGAUGAACAUUGAUUCGAACAUUUACUCAUGUUGAUUGUAAAUUAGAGCUGUUUGCAUUUUUAUUUGAAUUAGCAGGUUUUGGACUUUUGUCCAAGCUGGCACUAUAGCAAGUGAAGGUAAGGCUUUUUGUUAGUGUCAGCUGCUUCCACAGUUGCUGAAACUUGGUGGGGACAAUGGGUAUGCUUUGAAGACUUCAUGAAAUAAAUAAUUCUAAAUAAUUGGGUAUAUUUAUAUUUUUAAUCAAAUUAUCAGGAUUUUGACAUUGCCAUUUUAUCUGACCGACUACUAUUCAUUUUGGUUGGCCAAGGGAAGAUUUUAUGUUUGGGUCAGAUAUUCCAACAGUUUUUACAUCAUCUUUACGAAACUUGAUGAGAUUGAUGAAGAGUAUUUGGCGAUUUACUGAUUUUGUCAAGUUAGGGUGUCAUUUGAACUGAAGCCAUUACUGACAAGCUGUCGGGUUUCUCAUAACCCGUGUUUUACCAGGUUCAGAUAUUGUGUUCAGAAGUGAUGCAGUACAGGAAUGAUUAAAAGUUUCCCACCAAAUAACUGUCAUAUAAACUAUGAAACAAUUGUGAAAUGUUUUGGUGAGUAAUAAUUAAUGAUAUUCUACUGUACCUGAUGACAAAUGGUUUUUAACGAUUUCACAGGAUCCACUGAGUGUGUAAGAAAUGUGUUACAAACUUAGUGGCUGCUUUGGAAUGAACUAAAAUACGUCUCACGGCUGUCUCCUCAAGUGAACUGUUUGUACUUGAAAUAAUUUUUCUUCCUAAUUGUAUAGGGCCAAUGAUGUGACCAUAUAAAAUUUGAUGUUGUAUUCUUGCUUUUCUAUGUAUUUGAGACUGCUCAACUAAAACAGAUUUAGAAGAAGCAUAUUUUAAGUAUUCUUGGACUUUCUAUGUAUUUACCUUGUAUAUUUUAAUAUUACAUGUAAAAUUCGUUAUGACUUCAUUGUUUUUUUUUACACUUGCCCACAUGCUGAUGAACUUGUGUAAAAACAAGAAAAAUAUGUUACGGAGAGUUUAUCUAUUAUUAAAAUUUAUUUUACCCAUGGUUGA